Molecule: messenger RNA, 474 nt
Organism: Acanthosepion pharaonis
Lineage: Eukaryota; Metazoa; Mollusca; Cephalopoda; Sepiida; Sepiidae
Source: the annotation of a GenBank genome assembly
AUGAACACUCCCAUGUUAUCAGCCUAUCUCGAUCAGUGCCUUCCUUCCUAUCUAUCUAUCUAUCUAUCUGUUCCUAUGGAUAUACACAAUCUAUCUAUCUAUCUAUCUAUUCCAAUCUGUUCAUAUCUGUUCAUAUCUAUCUAUCUAUCUAUCUAUCUAUUCCAAUCUGUUCAUAUCUAUCUAUCUAUCUAUCUAUCUAUUCCAAUCUGUUCAUAUCUAUCUAUCUAUCUAUCUAUCUAUUCCAAUCUGUUCAUAUCUAUCUAUCUAUCUAUCUAUCUAUCUAACCAUUUUUUCUAUCUGUUCAAAUAUCUUUCCCAGCAAUCUGAUUUCUACCUAUCUAUUUUUAUGUAUAUGCUUCUACUUGUCCAUCUUUCUCUUUUAUCAUUCACAGAUCUAAUUUUAUUUAUCGAUCAAUCGAUCGACCCUUGUUUCUUUCCAUCGAACUUUUGUUCAUCUAUCUAUCUAUCUAUCUGA